Molecule: messenger RNA, 2628 nt
Organism: Gekko japonicus
Lineage: Eukaryota; Metazoa; Chordata; Lepidosauria; Squamata; Gekkonidae
Product: immunoglobulin superfamily member 3-like
Exons: 7
Coding region: 1-2628 (875 amino acids)
Source: RefSeq, a predicted model, not a curated record
AUGUUUUAUGGUUUGUAUGCAGGUCUUUGUGCUGGACAGAGGAGGGUAACUGUUCAGAAGGGCCCUCUUUAUCGAGCAGAAGGCUACCACAUAACCAUUUGGUGCAAUGUCAGUGGCUAUGGGGGGCCAUUGGAGCAGACAUUCCAGUGGUCUGUGUAUUGGCCAUCUGCCCCAAAGAGAGAAAUGCAACUCAUCAGCACUAGUGAUUCCAGUUUCCCAUAUGCUGUCUAUGCCCAGCGUGUCAAGGCAGGAGGAAUCUAUGUAGAGAGGAUUCGAGGAGACUCUGUCUUGCUGCACAUCACCAAUCUUCAGGCUAAGGAUGCUGGCGAGUAUGAAUGUCACACGCCCAACACUGAUGAAAGCUACUUUGGGGAUUACAGUGCCAAAACAAAUUUGUUAGUAAUCCCAGACACACUGUCUGCUACCAUGAAACCACAGGAUCUCACCCAAGAUGAAGGAAAUUCAUUAGAAUUCAUCUGUGAAGUGUCAACAGCAGCAGCCCAACACACCCACCUUUCUAUUGCCUGGUACCUUGUUCAAGGAGAUGGAGAAGAUCAGGAAAUCCUUUCCCUGUCCAGAGAUUUUGUCUUGAUUGCAGGAUCUUCCUACAAUCAGAGGGUUUCCUCUGGAGACAUAAGGCUAGACAAAACUGGGAACAAAAAGUAUAAAUUGUCCAUCGUUAAGAUACUGCCUUCGGACCAGGGGGAAAUUUAUUGUGAAGCAGUUGAGUGGAUUCAAGAUCCUGAUGAAACUUGGAAAGAUAUUGCCCGGAAACGGACAAACAAGACUUCUCUGACUGUCAGGAGCCUUGGUAAGAUGCAUGUGAUCCAUCUAUUGUUCAUAGAAAGUGAAUUGAAAUUGGUUCUGUGGAUCAAUGAAAAACUAAUAAUGGAAGGGGAAGCUUUGAUCUUCCACUGUAAAGCAAGUGUGGCUGAAAAUCCUCUGUCUGUGAAAUGGUGGCAUAUCUUGAGGAACAAAAGCCCUCCAGUGCUCAUAGCCAACAUGGAUCAAGAUGGCAUGUUAAAGAUAGGAACUUCUUACUUGGAGCGCAGUGCUCGUGGUGACCUCAGAUUAGAAAAGGUGGACUCUUCUACAUUUACCUUGACGAUCUACAACACUUCAGCUACAGAUGAUUCAGGGCUUUAUCGUUGUGAAGUGACAGAGUGGUUCAAGGGCAGAAACUGGGAACAUGCUCAGGAAAUCUCAGCCAACGUUGAAUCACUGGGGAUGAAUCUGAAAGCUGUACUGAUCAGCAGAAUUGCAAAUGUAAUGCUGCAUGAAGAUUUUGAACUGUACUGUCGGGUGUCAGUUAACCACAGCACCAACAGAGUGCCAAUUUCUGUCAUUUGGCAAUUCCAUCCUAGUUCAGGCCUGUCUGGCUACCAGAAAGUGGUGAAAAUCACAGCAGAAGGCAUCAUCGAAUGGGGAUCAGCCCUUCUGCACUUCCAGAAGAAAACCAAGAUUUCCAAAUCCUCCUCUUCAUCCCAGCUUCUAAUCCACGGUGCUACAUGGCAAGAUGCAGGGAUAUAUAAGUGUGAAGUUGAAGUCUGGAAAAAUUCUCAGCAAGCAAGCAAUUCGGGUAUAGCCGCAGCUGCAGUGGUAUCCUCUAAUCCUGUUGAAAUAAAAGUCACGCAACCAGAAAUUAAAUGUGAAAUCAUCUCAUUGAGCAAAGAGGAAUCUCAGUUAGGAGUCUCUUGGUACUUUCAGCUAUUGUCUCCAGAGGAUGCAGUCCCACUGCUGAUUUUGGCAACCAAUUACAGUAACAUAGUGGAAUAUGGGGAAGCUUUCAGUUCUCCUCAGAAGAAAUCCAGAUUUCAUAGUGAGAAGGUCUCCAGUCGCCUGUAUCAGCUCUCUAUUCUAUCAGUAGAUUAUGAUGUCAGGGGCACAUAUUACUGUGUAGUAGAGGAAUGGAUCUGGUCAGUGGAAAGUGGCUGGUGCAACCUUGGAAAGACAGAAUCAGGAAGAACUACUGUGAAUUUCAAGCCUUCAGACAAUAAACUACACAUUGAAAGUACAAACCACAGCAUCACCAUCACUGAAAAUGAGGAUGUGACUCUGAAAUGUCUCCUCCAGAGCCAAAUACGCCCUACCUCUCACUUCUCCAUCAGUUGGUUCAAAGUAUCAAUCCAUUCCAGUACAGAAACCCUGCUGAAAAUAAAAGACAAUGGCAUCAUUGAGUAUGGCGAUGUGAAGAUGGCAAGGAGGUUGCGCCCCAACUGCCCUUCUACUGGUGACUUUCAUCUGACAAUACAAGAUGUGGAGGUGGGUGAUUCUGGACUGUUCUACUGCCAAGUGGAAGAAUGGGCAGUCAACUGCAGCACUGCUCAAGUUCAACAAGCAUCGGUUCCAACUGAAUCUACAGAGAUCUGUUCUUCUGCAUCAUUCUUCCAUUUCCUUUUGUUCUACCCCCUGGGAAUGUUCGUUAUUUUGAUGGCUGCUAUUCUCUUCUUGUGUUUCAAAAUCAAAUCCAUCCACCGGAAACAAUGUAAUCUGAAGACAAAACAAGAAUUCGGGGGGGAAAUUGGGUUACUGCAACCUGCCCACCUGCAAGAGACAAAUAGUCUUAAGGUCAGUAGUGUGGACUGGACUGAACAUGAAGAGCAGAUGGUGCCCCAUUCAUUGAAGUAA